Molecule: messenger RNA, 10111 nt
Organism: Xiphias gladius (swordfish)
Lineage: Eukaryota; Metazoa; Chordata; Actinopteri; Istiophoriformes; Xiphiidae
Gene: myo18ab
Product: myosin XVIIIAb
Exons: 48
Coding region: 181-6828 (2215 amino acids)
Cellular component (GO): myosin complex
Molecular function (GO): protein binding; cytoskeletal motor activity; ATP binding
Source: RefSeq, a predicted model, not a curated record
ACUCUCUGUGUCUCAGGCUGCUUGCUCAGAUUUCCUCAACUUUGGCCAGUUUUUCAUUUGUUUGCUGACAUCUCAGGGAUACAGGAGUUGUGGAUUUGCUUCCCUAACAGCUUCCCUCCACAUCCUCCUCCUCCUGCUCUCAUCUCAUCAAUCCCAGCCCAUGACAGCAGAUCAGCCAACAUGGCAUUCUCAUCUCGCUUUUCCUUCUGGGAGCAAAAGAUCAAAGAAGAGAACAAGCCAGGCAGCUCAAGUUCAGAAAGUGAUGGGCUGCCCAACCGGGCCAAGUCAGUGCCAGCUCUAGACCCUGGCAGGGGGUUCUUCCGGGCAAAAAGUCCUCCAUCAGUUUCCCCUACGGAGUCAGUAGCCCGGAUCAGGAGUCCCUCCCCACCUAAAGUCAGGAAACCUAUUAAAGUCCCAGUGUGCCCUGAGCCACCCUCAAAGGUGGGAGAGAAAUGUAGGAGCCCUGAAACACCACAAGCUUCUCUAAACCCAAAUCCACUUAUGAACAGUGAGCGUGAGCAAAAUGGCAUAAUGGGUAAAAGCGUGGUCAAUGGUACAGCCACCAGUAAUUUCAAACUUGCAGGCACCAGCGCCAAACAGAUGGAUGCUACAGAUGACCAUGGUCUGACACGGAGGGAAUUAGUAAAGGUGGUUCAUUCUGCUGUCCUACCCACAGAAGAGGACGAGACAAAAGGGCCAACACAACCAUCAGACAAAUCUCAAGAAGCAGCCAAGCCUGCUGAUGAACCUGUUAUAGCAGUGCCAGCACCAGCUUCAGUGUCUAAGGCCCCCAAGAUGUCAGGGUUCACUUUUAAACAUGACGUAAUCAAAACAGAAGACAAAGAUGACAUUUCACGAGGAUUGACGAACCUCAUGGUCAGGGGCAGAAUGAGGGAGCCCCGCCCAAGAGUACGCAAAGAUGUACGACCAGAAAAAAUAGAGUUAGAGAAGAAAAAUGAAAAGAAAGGAGAAAAAGUUGAGCAGGAACAAACAAAGGAGGAGUCCAAAGUGGAUAAAACUACCCUAAAACCAGAGGAAUCCAAUUACAAACUCACAAGCUCUGGUCCAGUUAUACAGGGGCUCAAAUCUCCUGUGGUUGCUGUAAACCCAAUCAGCAUGGCUUCUACGGGCUCAGCUCCAGCUUCUUCCAAAUUAACUCAUUCCAGACCUUCAUCUCUCCCACCGGUGGUUGGUUUGAUCCCAGCUUCCAAGCCCUUACCCUUGUCUCCACCUCCUGGCUUCAGACCUGAACCCAAACCAUCUGCUGACACAAAACCCACUCCUACAAAUCCUCCUUCUACCACCUCAGUUGCCCAGACAUCUUCCCCCCUCUCUCCAUCACGUUUCACUCCAGCCCCUAAACCCUAUCAACUUGCAACCUCUGUGAGUCCCGAUCCUCCCUGUCCCAAUCCUGGUCCACUGUCUCCCCCUCCAGGAAUCAGUCCCAUUCAGCAACCUGCUGUCAGUCAACAAGAGGAGGCACCCCUCAGUCCCACCGAGGAGGCUCAGAGACGCCUGAUGAGGAUCUUCAGUGCCCCCCUGGAGCCAGAAGGCACUGUUUCGUCUUCUGAACAAGCCCCGGCCCCUACAGCCCCGCUGUCCCAGGGCUCCCUCCAGGGAUCAGUGGAAGAGGAUCCUGUGGCCCUUCUUCAGGCAUCUCAUACUGCGGCUAAGCAAUCCCAGGUGAAGACAGAGGAGCAGAUUGCAGCGGAGCAAGCCUGGUAUGGAUCAGAGAAAGUCUGGCUAGUCCACAAAGAUGGCUUCUCCCUGGCCACUGUGGUGAAGACAGAGGCUGGCUCCCUGCCAGAGGGCAAGGUGAAAAUCAAACUCGAGCAUGAUGGGACAGUACUGGAUGUGGACGAAGACGACAUAGAAAAGGCCAACCCUCCAUCAUACGACCGAUCGGAGGACCUAGCCUCACUGCUCUAUCUGAAUGAGUCCAGUGUGAUGCACUCACUGAGACAGCGCUAUGGAGGCAAUCUCAUUCACACCUAUGCUGGACUGAACAUGGUGGUCAUCAACCCCCUUAGCACACCCUCCAUGUACUCUGAGAAGGUGAUGCACAUGUUCAAAGGCUGUCGUCGUGAGGACUCGGCUCCUCAUAUCUACUCUGUGGCCCAGUCGGCCUACCGCAACCUGCUCACCACCCGGCAGGAUCAGUCAAUCGUGCUGCUGGGCAAGUCUGGCAGUGGAAAGACCACCAACUGCCAGCACCUGCUCCAGUAUCUGGUCUCCAUCGCCGGCAGCACCGGCAAAAUCUUCUCUGCUGAGAAGUGGCAGGCGGUCUACACCAUCUUGGAAGCUUUUGGCAACAGCUCCACUGCUAUGAACACUAAUGCCAGCCACUUCUCCCACGUGGUGUCCCUCGACUUCGACCAGGCUGGGCAGGUGGCGUCCGCCUCCAUCCAGACGAUGCUGCUGGAGAAACUGAGGGUGAGCAGACGACCCGAGGGAGAGUCUACAUUCAACAUCUUUUACUACAUGAUGGCCGGAGCUGACAGCAGCCUGAGAACGGAGCUGCACUUUAACCACCUGGCUGAGAACAGUGCCUUUGGGAUCAUACCACAGCAUAAGCCCGAGGACAAGCAGCGAGCCUCACAACAGUUCACGAAGCUGCAGGCAGCCAUGAAAGUGCUGGGCAUCUCUGGUGAAGAGCAGAAGGCCCUUUGGCUCAUCUUAGGGGCCAUUUACCAUUUGGGGGCUGCAGGAGCCACUAAAGACGGAGAUGAAGCGGGACGUAGGCAGUUUGCCCGUCAUGAAUGGGCCCAGAAAGCAGCCUACCUUCUUGGCUGUACCUUGGAGGAGCUGUCCUCUUCCAUCUUUAAGCACCAGGCCAAAGGACUGCAGCAUUCCACCUCAUUCAGAGGAGCACAGGAUGAGGCCAGCCAGAGUGACAGCUCAGGCUCUAAGGUCACAGCUCUGGAGUGUUUGGAGGCCAUGGCAUCAGGGCUCUAUUCGGAGCUCUUCACUCUUGUGAUCUCCCUCAUUAACAGGGCUCUGAAGUCCAGUCAGCACUCUUUGUGCUCCCUGCUGAUUGUGGACACUCCAGGUUUCCAGAACCCUCGUCUGGCUCAGCAGCAGCGGGGAGCCACCUUCGAGGAGCUCUGCCACAACUACACUCAGGAGAGGUUGCAGACCCUGUUCCAUGAACGCACCUUUGUCCAGGAACUCGAAAGAUACAAAGAGGAAAACAUAGAGCUUGCUUUAGAUGACAUAGAGUGCAGGACCUCACGGUCUGUAGCAGCUAUUGACCAAGCCUCAACCCAAGCUCUGGUUCGCACUCUGGCCAGGACGGAUGAGGCUCGAGGCCUUCUGUGGCUGAUGGAGGAGGAAGCUGUUCAGCCUGGAGGUUCAGAGGAAACUAUGCUGGAGAGACUCUUCAGCUACUACAGCUCUGCACAGGGAGAAAACAAAGGAGCCAGUCUCCUGCUGCGAGGAGAUAAGCCCCAUCUAUUCCUGCUUGGUCACAGCCACGGGACCAACUGGGUGGAGUACAAUGCUCAAGGCUGGCUGAGUCAUGCAAAGCACAACCCUGCUGCCCAGAAUGCUGCAACACUGCUGCAGGACUCCCAGAAGAAAAACAUCAGUGGGCUGUUUAUGGGCCGGGCCAGUGGGGCAACAGUGUUGUCAGGCUCCAUUGCUGGUCUGGAGGGCAGCUCCCAGCUCGCCCUGCGACGAGCCACCAGCAUGAGGAAAACCUUCACCACAGGUGUGGCUGCUGUCAAGAAGAAGAGCCUGUGUAUCCAGGUCAAACUCCAAGUGGAUGCUCUGAUUGACAUGGUGCGUCGCUCCAGGGUUCACUUUGUCCACUGCCUCCUGCCAAAAGCAGAGGCAGUGGGAGGAGGUGGUGAGCCCCGUGUGACACAUGGAGAGAGCCCUGACUCAGGACUUAUGACUUUGGACGUUGGCCUCCUGAGAGCUCAGCUUCGAGGUUCGAAACUGCUGGAUGCAUUGCGCAUCUACAGGCAAGGAUACCCAGACCACAUGGUGUUCUCUGAGUUCCGCAGGCGCUUCGAUGUCCUGGCACCACAUCUGACCAAGAGGCAUGGCCGCCACUACAUUGUCACAGAUGAGAAGAGGGCAGUGGAGGAGUUGCUGGAGUCCUUGGAGCUUGAGAAGAGCAGCUACCACAUGGGGCUGAGCAGGGUGUUCUUCAGAGCAGGGACUCUAUCCAAGCUUGAGGAGCAGCGGGACGUUAAGACCAGGAGGAACAUCUCCCUGUUUCAGGCUGCUUGCAGGGGAUACCUGGCCAGACAAGCCUUCAAGAAGAGGAAGAUCCAGGAUUUGGCCAUCCGCUGCAUCCAGAAGAACAUAAAGAAGAAUUGUGGUGUCAAAGACUGGCCUUGGUGGAAGCUCUUCACCACUGUCAGACCUCUGAUUGAGGUGCAGCUCACUGAAGAACAGAUUCGCGGAAAGGAUGAAGAAAUCCAGCAGCUGAAGCAGAAGCUGGAGAAGGUGGAGAAAGAGAGGAAUGAGCUGAGACUCAACAGUGACCGUCUCGAGAGCCGGAUCACAGAGCUCUCAUCAGAGUUGGCUGAUGAGCGGAACACCGGGGAGUCAGCCUCCCAGCUGCUGGAGACUGAAACUUCUGAGAGACUUCGUCUGGAGAGGGACAUGAAGGACUUACAGGCCAAGUUUGACAGCAUGAAGAAACAGAUGGAGUCUAUGGAGAUGGAGGUGAUGGAGGCCCGGCUCAUUAGGGCUUCUGAGCUCAAUGGAGAGAUGGAUGAUGACGACUCAGGAGGAGAGUGGAGGCUGAAGUAUGAACGAGCCAUCAGGGAGAUUGAGUUCACCAAGAAGAGACUGCAGCAGGAAUUUGAUGACAAGCUGGAGGUGGAGCAGCAGAACAAACGGCAGCUGGAGAGGAGGAUCAGUGACCUGCAGGCUGAUAACGAGGAGUCCCAGCGAAACAUCCAGCAGCUGAAGAAGAAAACCCAACGACUGACGGCUGAACUGCAGGACACUAAACUUCACCUGGAGGGCCAACAGAGCCGCAACCACGACCUGGAGAAGAAGCAGAGGAAGUUUGACAGUGAGCUGAGUGCAGCUCAGGAGGAGGUGCAGAGGGAGAAGAGCCUGAGGGAGAAGCUAGCCAGAGAGAAAGACAUGCUAACUGGAGAGGCCUUCAGCCUCCGACAGCAGCUGGAGGACAAGGAUCUGGAGGUGUGUGCAGUCAACCUGAAGCUGGACCAGCUGGAGGCCGAGCUGCAGGACCUCAAUUCUCAGGAAUCCAAAGAUGAGGCAUCACUGGCCAAGGUGAAGAAGCAGCUUCGCGACAUGGAGGCCAAGGUUAAGGACCAGGAGGAGGAGCUGGAUGAACAGGCUGGCACCAUCCAGAUGUUAGAACAGGCCAAGCUGCGUCUGGAGAUGGAGAUGGAGCGCUUGCGUCAAACCCAUUCCAAGGAGAUUGAGAGCAAAGACGAUGAGGUGGAAGAGAUCAGACAGUCGUGCAGCAAGAAGCUGAAGCAAAUGGAAGUCCAGCUUGAAGAAGAGUACGAUGAGAAGCAGAAGGUGCUGAAAGAGAAGAGAGAGCUGGAGUCAAAGCUUCUAUCAGCACAGGACAAGGUGAGAAGUGGUGACAUAGAGACUGAGAAGCGUUUGAGGAAGGACCUUAAGAGAACCAAGGCUCUGCUUGCUGACGCCCAGAUCAUGUUGGACCACAUAAAGAACAAUGCACCUAGCAAGCGGGAGAUCGCCCAGCUCAAGAAUCAGCUGGAGGAGUCUGAGUUCACCUGUGCGGCUGCAGUCAAAGCUCGUAAGUCCAUGGAGGUGGAGAUUGAAGACCUACACGUUCAGAUGGAAGACAUCUCCAAAACAAAACAGGCGCUGGAGGAGCAGCUGAGUCGUCUGCAAAGAGAGAAGAAUGACCUGCAGUCCAGGAUGGAGGAGGACCAGGAGGACCUCAACGAGCUGAUGAAGAAACACAAGGCUGCAGUGGCCCAGUCAGCCCAGAACCUGGCUCAGAUCAGUGAUCUACAAGCCCAGCUGGAGGAGGCCCUUAAGGAGAAGCAGGAGGUUCAGGAGAAGAUGCAAGCCCUCCAGAGCCAGCUGGAGUUCCAGGAGCAGUCCAUGGUGGAGAAAUCUCUCGUCAGCCGACAGGAGGCCAAGAUCCGCGAGCUGGAGACCAAGCUGGAGUUUGAGAAGACCCAGGUCAAACGCCUGGAGAGCCUUGUAGCUCGUCUUAAAGAGAACGUGGAGAAACUGAUGGAGGAACGAGAUCAGCGCAGCAGCAGUGAGAAUCGAGAGAAGGAACAGAACAAACGUCUGCAGAGACAGAUCCGUGACAUCAAAGAGGAAAUGGGAGAACUGGCCAAAAAGGAAGCUGAGGCCAGCCGCAAAAAACAUGAGCUGGAAAUGGACAUUGAGAGCUUAGAGGCUGCUAAUCAGAGUCUCCAGGCAGACCUCAAGCUGGCCUUCAAAAGGAUUGGUGACCUCCAGGCAGCCAUCGAGGAUGAGAUGGAGAGUGACGACAAUGAAGACCUUAUCAACAGUUUGCAAGACAUGGUGACAAAGUAUCAGAAAAGGAAGAACAGAACUCAGGGGGAUUCAGACACAGACUCUGAGGUGGAGGAUCGUGUGGAUGGGGUGAAGUCCUGGUUGUCCAAAAGCAAAGGUUCCACCAAGAACCUCUCAGAUGAUGGCAGUCUCAAGAGCUCCAGCCCCCCUGGUCGAAGACGCUACUACUUCAAUAGAUCUGAUGAAGAGGAGGAGGAGGAAGAAAAAGAAGAAGGGGGGGCGACCCAGGGCUCUUACUACUCUCGAUACAGAUACGGCAGCCAAAUGAAAGACAACGACAGCGAGGACAGGCCGUAUGAGACCACAUCGUAGUCCUUGCUGUCCACCCUCCACCCUCUGAAAUGCACCCUAAUUCAACUGUGACAGUUUGUCUUGCAUGCAGAGUAGACCAUAGUUCUGAUCAGUUUGUCACCCCACAUACCUAAACACUCACAACCCUGCAGGAAAAAACAGACAUUCAAAUACCGUAGAUGUUCCUAACACUCAAGUCAGCUAAGGCAAAUCCUCACAGGGUCUGGUCAUAGUUUGACAAACUACAGAGUCUGUUCGACUCCUCCAUCAUCAGUCUAACCUCAUUGCUCACACAGCAGCUCUGUUAUUAACGAUUCUCUGCUGGCUGCAUGCAAGCGGCAGUUGCUUGGUUUGAGCAGCCAUCCUGUUUAACUCCAGUCAUGGUUGUAACUGAGCCAAAGAACUAGAGGUUGCAAUGAUAAUAGAUUCUUUCUUUCCCUCUCUUUGUCUCUGUCACUCUUCCUCUCUUCUUUACAUAUAGUACACCACAAUAAUAUGUAUUGCCAUAGUACAAUGUAUUGCCAAAAAGCCUUUAUUCCAAGUAUGUGUGCACACUGUUUUACUUAUUGCCAAUUGAUGCUGAAUCCUGGGAAAAGUUCCAGCUUUUAUUUUUUCCUCUUCUUUCCUUUUUGGGAUAAGUGCCAUUUGACUUAAGUGGGCUCCUCUACAGCUGGCUUCUCUGCAGCUGUGGCAUUUCAUGAACUGCUGCACCAUACACUGAAGAUGCUCUCAUUAACAACUGUUUGCUUUUUGUUUGCCUGAAAAGUUUUCUGCCUUUCGCUGGCAAAUUAUCUCUUCCUUACAGGGGAAGAGGGAUUGCAUCACUUACCGCUACACCAUCAAAGCAAAGCUUUUUUUUUCCUUUUGAAUAUUUUUUUAUUGAUGUUUGACAGAUUUGUUUUGCAGAGGACCGCCGUCAAGCAAAUUCAUUUCCAUGAGGUAUGAGUUUACCUUUGUGAAAUGCCUAGUCUUUUUUUUUUUUUUUUUGGACUUGAUUUGACUAUGUACUGGCCAGAAUUAGUGAUGAGGAGACUUAGGCUUUGUCCUUGUGCUUGUCGUUCACAUGCCUUCUGUGUUUUGUUUUAAGUUUGAUGUGCUUUACUUUUCCAAAGGGAAUUUAUUUAACCUUGGGCACCAAACAUUUGUUGGUUUUUCACAAAAACCUCUGAGCAUAGGGUAUCCUCAACCAACAGGAUAUGGGAAAGAGCUGGCGUAAUUCUAUAUUUUUCUUAUUGUGAACAAAUCACAUGGAAAGAUUAAAACUAGUAAUGUGUUUUCUCGACCUUUGAGAAUAGUAUGUGUAAGGAAAUAUUUUGAGCUCAAAGCUCUACUUAACAAGUUUUUCUGAGCUUUCAACCACACCUGUCAGUAUUCUUAAGUGAACAGAGCUGGCUUGGGUCACAUAACAACUCUUACCCCUAAGCCCAUUGGUUCAUACUGAAGAUGUAAAUCUUUAAAAUAGUUAAAGACAUAUGGUCUCGUUCUCUAUCAUCGACUCUUGUUAACUGUCUGCGAGCCAUUCCAUUUUGUGGAAUAGUGUAUGCUCCGGUAGGGCAGGAUUAUAGAAAAGUGGAUAAUGCAACACAGCUAGUAGGACUAUUAUUUUCCUUCAAAAUUCAAAUUCAAAUAAAUCUGAACCAACACAUAAUUUGUCGUAAUUGAUCUGAACACACCACAUCCUAUAAUGUAGAAUUAACGAUUUUCUGUUAGUUCACUGUGCCUCCGCUGCCUCACUUGAAGUGAAAAGCUACCAUUACUAUGUAAGACAGUUGCAUUUUACAAAUUCAGAAAACAUCCUAACCUAUCCAGGAUUUUUCCAUCUAUGGUGUCGACGGAAAAAUGCCUCUUAACAUUACCUCUGAGAUGGUUUGGUGUCAUAAUUAUUCAGGACGGCUAGCUAGUUUUCUUCAUUCUGUGGUGGCGAAAGGAACAUUCGUUUACAGAUAAGGCAACAUGACAUGCAGUAGAUCAGAGUGACAGUGCAGUGCACAUCUCGUUGCACUUGUACAUUGCGAAUUUAGAAUUCAAACAUUUUUACAGAAAGAAUAUUCAAUGUUUUUGCAUUUACCACAAAUUUUGAAUAAUAAAUGACAGAUCAAUAGGCUCACAGGCCAUGAUAGCUUCUGUUUUGGACUCUGAGGGUGAUUUGCUAUCGCAAAUUUGAGUGUUUAAAGUUCGCCAAAGUUCAAUGCAAAUCCUGCAAGCAGAUCCACUGAUCGCAGCAAUUCCAUUAAAAUGAACUGAGCUCUCUUUGGAUUAAUUUCUUUUCAUUAGUCUUGAUGAUAAUAAGGAAAAUUUAGAAGAUCACCAGCCUUCCGCCUUAAAGCCUCAUUGGGUACUCUAACUGUAACUUCAUUAACUGGACAUACGACAGCCUGUAUAACCAAUACUGUGAAAUCAUCUUCAGCGACUUUGAGGCCUGUUUAUUUAUCAGUUUGUUUGUUAUUUUAACCCAGUGAUGCCUCUUAACAUCAAGAAAAUAGGAACCUGCAUUUUCAUGGCUGCUUAAGUGUUACAUCACACCCUUUGCUCAUCUGUCUGGUAUUUACUGAAUAGCAUUAAGAUAUUAUUGAAAGCCAUUUAAAGUCCAGAAGAGCUUGACAUGGCAUAUGAGGCUGAAAAAAAUUAGUGGAUGUUCUUUAUCGUGGGAGAAAUUGGGUCUUCAUUUUUAUUCUCUAUGCAGUCAACACAAGUGUGGAAAUGUGUUUUUUGAUUGACCCUGAAUAAGUGUCUGGCUUCAAUGAGAAAAAAGCUAAAGAGCAGACAUAAUAUUGAUGACUGCACACAGUAUUUAUAUAUAAAUAUGUGUAUGAUUCAUGCUAGCUUUGAAAAUACUUCAUGUUUAUUUUCAUUAUUGAACAAAUUGACCACUUGGUAUAAAUUUUGCAUUACAGUUUAAUAUAUUGUAAAUAAAUGAUUGUGAUUGUUUUAGAAUGCCUUGGAGACUGGAUUUUUCUGAGUUGUAGUGUUUUGCUGCUCUGUGUGUUCAGUUCACAUCUCUGACUUUACCCUUAAUGUGAACUUUUCCUGUUUCUGAUGCAUCCACUUGUUGUUUUCAUCUGCUUUGAGAAAUUUCAACAGCAGUGUUGACCCUGUGAAUGCCUUAAUGGGACAUGAAACCCAUUGAUUUUGUUUUUUCCAUUUCCUAUUUAAGGGAAAAUAGGACAUUUCGGCUCAAAGCUGAACUACAACAACUAAUAAUUAGCUCUCCAGAUAUUAAAACAUUUAGCUGGAGGCGGAAUUUCUGUUGGAGAAAAUCUAGUUCACAUGAUGAUGAAGUGUCAGAUUGAUGAAUGCAGGCUUU